Actinia tenebrosa (Australian red waratah sea anemone) is the source of this 1153-nucleotide messenger RNA. RefSeq names its product centromere protein P. The record is from RefSeq and is a predicted model, not a curated record. Lineage: Eukaryota; Metazoa; Cnidaria; Anthozoa; Actiniaria; Actiniidae. Gene Ontology annotation, cellular component: chromosome, centromeric region; nucleus. Gene Ontology annotation, biological process: CENP-A containing chromatin assembly.
AGAUGGCGGAAAGCACAAAAAUAAUUAUCAAAGUCUCAUGAAAAAAUGCCUAAAAGAAAAAGGAAAGAAAACCCUGAUUUAAAAGCGACCUGUCUUAAGGAAAUAGAAGAACUAAGUAAGGAGAUAAACUGUCUUGAGAAUGACUUAGAGAUCAAGGAGCGCCAUGUAGCUGAGGUUUUUGCUGAUGAGUCUUUGGCUGGUAUUAUUAAUAGUCUGCGAGUAGGACAUAGGAAUCCAAGGAAAAAAUCUAACGAAGAACAAGAAUUAAAUUUAUUGUUGUCCAAGUUAGAAAAACUGGAAAGCCUUACAGGAAUUAUAUUUGACGAGAACAAAGCAGAAUUAAUAUCCUCCACGGAUGACUAUAUAAAUAACAAUAUAAAGAUUGCAAGAACAGCCAAGAGAUGGAGACGGAUUUUAUCUGGAAAAUGUUUUAGUCUGCCGUUUCUUAUCCAGUUUGAAACAGAAGAAAUACCUGAAGAAGAAGAGCCAGCAAAUGUUAAGAAAGCAGUAGAAGAUCAUGAGGAUAUUACUGUUAGAGUGACAAAGCUUUCAUUUGAAGUAAAUUGUCCCUUGGCAGCCAAAGAAUUGAACAGAUUCAUAGCAACUGCAGAACAGGAAAAAGCCAUUGGAACCACAUUUAUAGCAUUAGAGCAAUAUGCUAAGUGGUAUGACUGUAGAAAAAAGACUUUUGUUCACUUUAAGUCAAAAUACCCUGAUCUGGUAUGCAUCUUCGAUGGGCCAAAUAGAAGUGACACUAUGGAAAUAAGAAAUAGAGUCCAUAUCGGCCUUUAUUUCAUCAUUCAUUGGACUAUAAUUAUACAAAAAGAUGGGAAUGUUCUGCCACAAAUUGAUGCCUUUGUUGCUUGUCCAAGCAAGGUUUGUGGGUCAGAAAUAAUGCCUGUGUUAAAUUCCACUCCAGAGCAAUUCAGGAAAAUGUUAUCUAGGUUUGGAAUUGAGCAAGCAAUAGAAUGUAUUAUAAUGAUUGCCCAACAGUAGGUAUUAAGUUAUAAUUAGAUAAGAGUAAAACUUUUAGAUUUGAAGCAUGGAACUUACACAGCUAAGCCAUUUUAAUUCCAAAUACUAAGUGAAAUUUCUAUUUAAAAUUUAAAUUUCACUUUUUUCUCUUUUUUGAGCCAAAAAAAUUUGAUUUUUU